Messenger RNA from Diabrotica virgifera virgifera (western corn rootworm), 744 nucleotides. RefSeq lists its product as uncharacterized. The transcript has 2 exons. Bases 66 to 590 code for a protein of 174 amino acids. NCBI's taxonomy places the organism in Eukaryota, Metazoa, Arthropoda, Insecta, Coleoptera, Chrysomelidae. The record is from RefSeq and is a predicted model, not a curated record.
AUACUUACGAGUAUAUAAAAACAUAUAUCAGUAAGUGUCAAAUUGCUGUUUGGUGAUAUUGUAUCAUGGAUUUAAGAGCUUUCCUUUGUCUUGCUCUUGUUGUCUGUACCAACGCCUCUAGCGUAUACGAGUACUCUCACUCUCAUCAUCCAAAAGUUACAAAAUCAGUAGUUGUUCAAACGUAUGUACAUCGUCCCAGACCAAUACCACUUGCUACACGAGCUUUCGCCGGAAUAGCAUCUCAAGUAUUAGCUAACUAUGCAGAAUCAAAAGUUCCGACGGUAGGUAUUCCAGUGGGUGCGAAAAAGAUUUAUCCUGUGGAAUACGCAUCGCAUUCGCCACAUGUAGUGCCAUAUGUUACUAAAAGUAAAAGCUAUUAUCACUCUGAGUUACCAGUGUCUGCCUAUUCGUCUCCGAUUUUAGAAAAAAGUUUUUAUGGUGGAUCACUGGGCUACGAUAGUCACCGUGGAUCACUACUAUCAAGUCAUUCCUAUGGUGGAUCAUUGGCGCAUGGUGGUAAUCAUGGUUCACUACUGUCAAGUCAUUCCUAUGGUGGUUCACUUGAGCAUGGUGGCCAUCAUUACUAUUAGUAGUAUUACCAGUCAGUAAAGAAUUAUAAGUUCUAAUUACCAGAAUAAGGUUAGAUGCUGUUAUAGAGCAUAAGUACAAGGAGAAGAGCGACAAAUUUGGUAAAUUGUUUAAGGCUGUUAGUUAUUUAUUUUUUAAUUUUAAAUAAAUAUUCGC